Molecule: messenger RNA, 2109 nt
Organism: Emericellopsis atlantica
Lineage: Eukaryota; Fungi; Ascomycota; Sordariomycetes; Hypocreales; Bionectriaceae
Exons: 4
Coding region: 430-1827 (465 amino acids)
Biological process (GO): microautophagy; vacuole fusion, non-autophagic; vacuolar transport
Cellular component (GO): vacuolar transporter chaperone complex; fungal-type vacuole membrane
Source: RefSeq, a predicted model, not a curated record
AGACGUCAUUCUCACUGCGACGACUGGACUGGGCGAUUGGAUUCAUCCGUCUCGAACACUGGCCGCCGUCGCUGAACCUUGCUCCUCAAACAACAAGUCAAUCCCGAGCAGUGACAUUCCCUCUCCGCCCGGUACAUUGUUCAAUUGAGACAUUGAUAACCCACGCCACGCCCAUCUCCUUCCACGUCCAAGGUAGCGUGUCGCUCGUGUGCCCCGCAACUACCUCUUGAUUGCCAGUCGACCUCCUCCAUCUCCGUCCAUCGCAAGUCGCUACUUUGCUGCGCUCGCUCCGCGGAGCUGCAAAAGCAAUAGGUCGGCGGCAACCGUACCUGCACCAGCACACACCGACCAUUGGUUCGUACUGAAGCAGACGAGCAUUGGGCCAUUUCAUUCGCCGUCAUCCUUGCAGCUGAUUGCCCAACCGCUACCAUGAAGUUUGGGGAACAGUUGGAGAAGGAGUCGGUUCCUAAAUGGAGCAUGUACAACCUCGACUACAACUCUCUGAAGCGCGCAAUCAAAAUCCACACGACGCGAGACCAAGCCACCGCCAUCGCAAUACCCGGACAGCCCGACAAGUCCCUCCGCGCCUUCGAAGACGGGCUAUUUCUCGAACUAUGCAAACAGCAUGACCGUGUGGAUCUAUUUGUCAAGAGCAAAGCGGGCGAGGUGGCUCGGAGACUGGACAUGCUAUCUCGCAAGAUUGACAAGUGGAUUGGCAAAUGUCCCGAGAAUCCUAGAGACAGUACCCUCUCGAAGCAGCAAAGAACGGUCAUCAAAUACGAGCGACGACUAUUCGAAUUGGGCGACGAGAUCUCGGCCCUGUCACGGUUCGCCAACGCCCAGAUCAUCGCCUUCCGCAAGAUCAUCAAGAAGUACAAGAAAUGGACUCGGUCGACAACACUCUCGGCCCGGUUCAACGACUACAUUGCGGGCAAACCGUCCAGCUUCACACGCCGAAACUUUGAGCCUCUACAGACGCGCCUCGAUGACAUUCUCGCCACGCUCCGCAAUUCGACACCCGCCCUAAGUGAACCAAGCUCCCCUUCGACGGCUUCCGAGAACAAUGCCAGCCGACCGUCAACAAGCGCGCAGCCGCACAGUUUCGAGCCCCUCCCAGAAGCCGCCAAGGAGGAGGCGCCACGCUCCAGGCCACAGGUCACGUAUUGGAACGAGUACGAUGACGGGAGCGAGUGCGAGGGACCGGAGAACGACUAUGCCAUCUACAUCAACCCAGACGAGGACACAUCUUUCGCAGGAUUGGGAUAUGUGCAGGCCAUCCUCGCCAUGCCAUUCUCCAAAGUACAACAGUGGUUCAAGAUCAAACGGGAAGGCGAACGGCAACCACUGUUGGGCGAGCCAUCCUCUAGGCCACAGACGUCUAGGCCCGGUACAGCUACACACGGAUACUUCUCGGCUGCAUCUGCCGAUUCGGAUGAGGAGGGCUACGCAAGCUCCAGCGACUUCCCCAACCAGGGCUACGCGGCACACUAUUCAUUCCCCAGCAUCGGCGACCAGAAGAUUGUCCGUUAUAGGGAAAACGUUCUCUUUUGGGUCACUGUUGGCUGCUUCAUCGGGUCGUUCAUAUUAUUGGCCAUAUCUGGUCUUUUGAUCCUCACCGGACGGCACAGGCUCCGUGUCGAGGUCGAUGCGGGCGUCACUGUCGGCGUGGCCUGCAGUCUGCUGAGUGCCUGCUCUGGCUUGGCCGCCACCAUCUACCGACGAGAUCCCCUCACCGUGUCGCAUCGCAUCAUGAUCUGGAGCACGUUUAUAGCCGCUUGUCUGCUCAACGGCAUGCUCCUUGUGCUGGUCGUUGGCAACUCACCUUGAUGACCCCCCACUUUGUUGUGUUUGGAACGUCUCAAAGUGGAUCGUAUAUAGCACUUUGUGCACUCUUUUUGCGUAAAUGAACUCUUUGACGGUUGGCUUCUUGGUACGUUUGGUUCCCGACCGGCUUGUUGUGUUUGGUGUUUGGUGUUUCCAGUUCACUGGGCCAGCGGUGUUGAUAAGAUUGCUAUAAGCGUUGGAUACCUGCAGAAGAGAGACCUCACAGUCCAUAUCGGAGUGUAUAGCAUGACAAUCUUGGAAAGUGAUCACAACAAUCAGUCAAAU